Molecule: messenger RNA, 991 nt
Organism: Etheostoma spectabile (orangethroat darter)
Lineage: Eukaryota; Metazoa; Chordata; Actinopteri; Perciformes; Percidae
Gene: taf12
Product: TAF12 RNA polymerase II, TATA box binding protein (TBP)-associated factor
Exons: 6
Coding region: 332-727 (131 amino acids)
Biological process (GO): DNA-templated transcription initiation; RNA polymerase II preinitiation complex assembly
Cellular component (GO): SAGA complex; transcription factor TFIID complex
Molecular function (GO): protein heterodimerization activity; TBP-class protein binding; DNA binding
Source: RefSeq, a predicted model, not a curated record
GUUGCAGAGUAGAGGCGAUAUGUGUCCACAGGAAAUAGACAUAAACAAAGCGGAAGUAGUGAAAGAUAACCUCGCUCAUUUUUCUAGCUGUGCCGAGGCAAUUUGAGAAUCAAACGGCAUCAAACUCACUUACUGUCGUCGCAACGACGCCGAAACAUGGACAGAUAGUGUUGGUUUUUUUGGAUAUACGGAGGUAGUCCCUGUGAACGAUAAUCUAGUCACAUCUGUGCCAAUCUUGGACUGUCACUCAGGACUCUGACACAUACCGGCACAGACAGUAUUGCCUCUUGUGAAACUCCAGAGUCCUUCCACUCUUCCUGUGGCCACCAGCAUGGCUAACAGCACCGCAACAGCCGUGAAGGUUGGGACCCCUGGCCCUGCUGGCAGAAGUAGUCCAGAGGGAUCUCAGGUGCUCAGUAAGAAGAAGCUGCAGGAUCUGGUGAGAGAGAUUGAUCCAAAUGAGCAGCUGGAUGAGGAUGUUGAGGAGAUGCUCCUACAAAUUGCAGAUGACUUCAUAGAGAGCGUAGUGACAGCGGCCUGUCAACUGGCUCGCCAUCGUAAGUCCAACACCUUGGAGGUGAAGGAUGUUCAAUUACAUCUUGAGCGCCAGUGGAACAUGUGGAUUCCUGGUUAUGGCUCAGAUGAGAUCCGGCCGUUCAAGAAGGCUUGCACCACAGAGGCUCACAAACAGAGAAUGGCGCUGAUCCGCAAGACAACCAAAAAGUAGCAAGACUGUACACUCAUCUUGUUUUUUCUUUUUCAGUUGGGAUUGUUUUGACUAAUAAGGAAGAAAGAGAUGGUUUGGGUGGGAUUUUUUCUUCUUUCCCAUUCAACAUUAGAUAGUGUUUCAUUAUGUCUCACUAAUGUUUGAGUGUUUUGCCAGCACCAUCACACAAUGUAAUUCUUGUUUCAUGAUUUUGUUUUGUUGCCAUUAAGCUAAGCCUGGCAGAACUCUAUUCAUUGCAUUUUUGUCAAUAAACAUUUACUGGAA